Messenger RNA from Camellia sinensis, 798 nucleotides. RefSeq lists its product as uncharacterized. NCBI's taxonomy places the organism in Eukaryota, Viridiplantae, Streptophyta, Magnoliopsida, Ericales, Theaceae. The record is from RefSeq and is a predicted model, not a curated record.
AUGGAAGCAAUGAUAGAAAUCUUCAAGCAAGUCAAAAUUAACCUCUCCUUGUUAGAGGCCAUCAAACAAGUGCUUUCUUAUGCUAAGUUUUUGAAGGACCUUUGCACCCAAAAACGUAAAGUCAAACCCCAUAUGUCUCAAAAGGUCUUUCUUACUGAACAAGUCAGCUCUAUUCUAUUACACAAAACACCAUCUAAGCUUAACGACCCUGGUACACCUACUAUCACUUGCACUAUUGGUGAUCAUUUCAUAGAUAGAGCCCUCCUUGACCUAAGUGCUAAUGUGAACCUUCUUCCAUAUUCUAUGUAUGAGGAGUUUGGGUUAGGGGAGUUAAAAUUGACGACUGCAACCCUUCAGUUAGCCAAUCGUUUCCUCAAAGUGCAACGAGGAAUGAUUGAGGAUGUCCUUGUCAAGGUCAACAAAUUUUAUUUUCCCAUCGACUUUCUUGUCCUUGACAUGAAACCCGUAGUCACUCUUAAGAGGCCAAUCCAUGUCAUUCUCGGUCGACCUUUCUCCGCCACGGCCAAUGCUAACAUUAACUGUCGGACUAGGUUUAGGAACAUGCAAGUCAAGCUUAACAUUUUUAGUGCAUCCCAACAUCCUUCACGUGAGGAUGACUGUUUCAUGAUUGACAUUGUCGAUGAGUUAGUUGAGGGUACCUUACCCUUCGUCCUUGCUGAAGAUCCUCUAGAGAUCUGUCUCGCCCACUUUGGUUUUGAGGCCUUCGACAUUGAUCGCUCCAUUGAGGAGGUCAAUGCUUUACUUAACUUUUCUCUACCUUUUGAUUUUCCACCAUAG